This is a messenger RNA of Neomonachus schauinslandi (Hawaiian monk seal), 5630 nucleotides long. It is a transcript of the gene SMARCA4, whose product is annotated as SWI/SNF related, matrix associated, actin dependent regulator of chromatin, subfamily a, member 4. Gene Ontology annotation, cellular component: nucleus. The record is from RefSeq and is a predicted model, not a curated record. The transcript has 36 exons. The coding region runs from base 185 to 5170 and encodes 1661 amino acids. Lineage: Eukaryota; Metazoa; Chordata; Mammalia; Carnivora; Phocidae. Gene Ontology annotation, molecular function: ATP-dependent chromatin remodeler activity; histone binding; ATP binding. Gene Ontology annotation, biological process: positive regulation of transcription by RNA polymerase II.
CGGGCGGGCGCGCGCGCGAGACUUACCCUCACUCGGCGGCGGUGGCGGCGGCGGCUUCUUUGUUUCGUGAGGAGAGGCGAGACGCCCACUCUGCCCCCGGCCCCGCGCGGAGGGGCGGGGGCGGCGCCGGGAAGGCGACGGCGCCGGCGGCUCUCGGAGACCACUGUGUGCGGCUCCUGUGACGAUGUCCACUCCAGACCCACCGCUGGGCGGAACUCCUCGGCCGGGCCCUUCCCCGGGCCCCGGCCCCUCCCCUGGAGCCAUGUUGGGCCCUAGCCCGGGUCCCUCACCGGGCUCUGCCCACAGCAUGAUGGGGCCCAGUCCGGGGCCUCCCUCAGCAGGACACCCCAUCCCAACCCAGGGACCUGGAGGAUACCCUCAGGACAACAUGCACCAGAUGCACAAGCCAAUGGAGUCCAUGCAUGAGAAGGGCAUGUCAGAUGACCCCCGCUACAGCCAGAUGAAGGGAAUGGCGAUGCGGUCGGGGGCCCACGCAGGGAUGGGGCCGCCGCCAAGCCCCAUGGACCAGCACUCCCAAGGUUACCCUUCUCCCCUGGGCGGCUCUGAGCAUGCCUCCAGUCCAGUUCCAGCCAGUGGCCCGUCCUCAGGCCCACAGUUGUCCUCUGGGCCAGGAGGGGCCCCCCUGGAUGGUGCCGAUCCCCAGGCUUUGGGCCAGCAGAACCGGGGCCCGACUCCAUUUAACCAGAACCAGCUGCAUCAGCUCCGAGCCCAGAUCAUGGCAUACAAGAUGCUGGCCAGGGGGCAGCCCCUCCCCGACCACCUGCAGAUGGCGGUGCAGGGGAAGCGGCCAAUGCCCGGGAUGCAGCAGCAGAUGCCAACACUACCUCCACCCUCUGUGUCCGCAACGGGACCUGGCCCCGGCCCUGGCCCUGGCCCUGGCCCGGGUCCGGGACCAGCACCUCCAAAUUAUAGCAGGCCUCACGGUAUGGGAGGGCCCAACAUGCCCCCCCCCGGACCCUCAGGCGUGCCUCCUGGGCUGCCAGGUCAGCCUCCCGGAGGGCCUCCCAAGCCUUGGCCUGAAGGACCCAUGGCGAAUGCUGCUGCCCCCACGAGCACACCUCAGAAGCUGAUCCCCCCACAGCCAACGGGCCGCCCCUCACCUGCGCCCCCCGCCGUCCCGCCCGCUGCCUCCCCAGUGAUGCCGCCCCAGACGCAGUCGCCGGGGCAGCCUGCCCAGCCUGCCCCCAUGGUGCCAUUGCACCAGAAGCAGAGCCGUAUCACCCCCAUCCAGAAGCCGCGGGGCCUGGACCCUGUGGAGAUCCUGCAGGAGCGGGAGUACAGGCUGCAGGCUCGAAUCGCACACCGAAUUCAGGAACUUGAAAACCUUCCCGGGUCCCUGGCCGGGGAUUUGCGAACCAAAGCGACCAUUGAGCUCAAAGCGCUCAGGCUGCUGAACUUCCAGAGGCAGCUACGACAGGAAGUGGUGGUGUGCAUGAGGAGGGACACAGCCCUCGAGACGGCCCUCAACGCCAAGGCCUACAAGCGCAGCAAGCGGCAGUCCCUGCGUGAGGCCCGCAUCACCGAGAAGCUGGAGAAGCAGCAGAAGAUCGAGCAGGAGCGCAAGCGCCGGCAGAAGCACCAGGAAUACCUCAAUAGCAUUCUGCAGCAUGCCAAGGAUUUCAAAGAAUAUCACAGGUCGGUCACAGGCAAAAUCCAGAAGCUCACGAAGGCGGUGGCCACCUACCAUGCCAACACGGAGAGGGAACAGAAGAAGGAAAAUGAAAGAAUUGAGAAAGAGAGAAUGCGGAGACUCAUGGCUGAAGAUGAGGAGGGGUACCGCAAGCUCAUCGACCAGAAGAAGGACAAGCGCUUGGCCUACCUCUUGCAGCAGACAGAUGAGUACGUGGCUAACCUCACGGAGCUGGUGCGGCAGCACAAGGCUGCCCAGGUCGCCAAGGAGAAAAAGAAGAAAAAGAAAAAGAAGAAGGCAGAAAAUGCAGAAGGACAGACGCCUGCAAUCGGACCUGAUGGCGAGCCUCUGGAUGAGACUAGCCAAAUGAGUGACCUGCCGGUGAAAGUGAUCCACGUGGAAAGCGGGAAGAUCCUCACGGGCACCGACGCCCCCAAAGCAGGGCAGCUAGAGGCCUGGCUUGAGAUGAACCCGGGAUAUGAAGUAGCUCCAAGAUCUGAUAGUGAAGAAAGUGGCUCAGAAGAAGAGGAGGAGGAGGAGGAGGAGGAGCAGCCACAGCCGGCACAGCCUCCCAACCUGCCCGUUGAGGAGAAGAAGAAGAUUCCAGAUCCAGACAGUGAUGACGUCUCGGAAGUGGACGCCCGGCACAUCAUUGAGAAUGCCAAGCAAGACGUGGAUGACGAGUACGGCGUGUCCCAGGCCCUUGCUCGGGGCCUGCAGUCCUAUUAUGCCGUGGCUCAUGCUGUCACUGAGAGAGUGGAUAAGCAGUCAGCACUUAUGGUCAAUGGUGUCCUCAAACAGUACCAGAUCAAAGGCUUGGAGUGGCUGGUGUCCCUGUACAACAACAACCUGAAUGGCAUCCUGGCGGACGAGAUGGGUCUGGGGAAGACCAUCCAGACCAUCGCUCUCAUCACGUACCUCAUGGAGCACAAGCGGAUCAAUGGACCCUUUCUCAUCAUAGUACCUCUCUCCACGCUGUCAAACUGGGCAUACGAAUUUGACAAGUGGGCCCCCUCUGUGGUGAAGGUGUCCUACAAGGGUUCUCCAGCAGCCAGGCGCGCUUUCGUCCCCCAGCUCCGGAGUGGCAAGUUCAACGUCUUGCUGACGACUUAUGAGUACAUCAUUAAGGACAAGCACAUCCUUGCAAAGAUCCGUUGGAAGUACAUGAUCGUUGACGAAGGCCACCGAAUGAAGAACCACCACUGCAAGCUGACACAGGUCCUCAACACUCACUACGUGGCCCCACGCCGCCUGCUGCUGACAGGCACGCCGCUGCAGAACAAGCUUCCCGAGCUCUGGGCGCUCCUCAACUUCCUGCUGCCCACCAUCUUCAAGAGCUGCAGCACCUUCGAGCAGUGGUUCAACGCACCCUUUGCCAUGACCGGAGAAAAGGUGGACCUGAACGAGGAGGAGACGAUUCUCAUCAUUCGUCGUCUCCACAAAGUGCUGCGGCCCUUUCUGCUCCGGCGGCUCAAGAAGGAAGUCGAAGCCCAGUUGCCUGAGAAGGUGGAAUACGUCAUCAAGUGUGACAUGUCCGCCCUACAGCGCGUGCUCUACCGGCACAUGCAGGCCAAGGGGGUGCUGCUCACCGACGGCUCCGAGAAGGACAAGAAGGGCAAAGGCGGCACCAAGACCCUGAUGAACACCAUCAUGCAGCUGCGGAAGAUCUGCAACCAUCCGUACAUGUUCCAGCACAUCGAGGAGUCCUUCUCCGAGCACUUGGGGUUUACCGGUGGCAUCGUGCAAGGGCUGGACCUGUACCGAGCCUCGGGGAAGUUUGAGCUUCUCGAUAGGAUUCUUCCCAAACUCCGUGCCACCAACCACAAAGUGCUGCUGUUCUGUCAGAUGACCUCCCUCAUGACGAUCAUGGAAGAUUAUUUUGCGUAUCGCGGUUUUAAAUACCUCAGGCUUGAUGGAACGACAAAAGCGGAGGACCGGGGCAUGCUGCUGAAAACCUUCAACGAGCCCGGCUCCGAGUACUUUAUCUUCCUACUCAGCACCCGCGCCGGGGGGCUCGGGCUAAACCUCCAGUCGGCCGACACUGUGAUCAUCUUCGACAGUGACUGGAACCCCCACCAGGACCUGCAAGCCCAGGACCGCGCCCACCGCAUCGGGCAGCAGAACGAGGUGCGGGUGCUCCGUCUCUGCACGGUCAACAGUGUAGAGGAGAAGAUUCUGGCCGCCGCCAAGUACAAGCUCAAUGUUGACCAGAAGGUGAUCCAGGCUGGCAUGUUUGACCAGAAGUCCUCCAGCCACGAGAGGCGCGCCUUCCUGCAGGCCAUCCUCGAGCACGAGGAGCAGGACGAGAGCAGACACUGCAGCACGGGCAGCGGCAGUGCCAGCUUCGCCCACACUGCCCCUCCGCCAGCGGGCGUCAACCCCGACUUGGAGGAGCCACCUCUAAAGGAAGAAGACGAAGUGCCCGACGACGAGACUGUGAACCAGAUGAUUGCCCGGCACGAGGAGGAAUUUGACCUGUUCAUGCGCAUGGACCUGGACCGCAGGCGCGAGGAGGCCCGAAACCCCAAGCGGAAGCCGCGCCUGAUGGAGGAAGACGAGCUCCCCUCGUGGAUCAUCAAGGACGAUGCUGAGGUGGAACGGCUGACCUGUGAGGAGGAAGAGGAGAAAAUGUUCGGUCGCGGCUCCCGCCACCGCAAGGAGGUGGACUACAGCGACUCGCUGACGGAGAAGCAGUGGCUCAAGAAAAGCGACAGGAAGUACAUCCAGGACAUAGUAAGCAAAAACGCCAUCGAGGAGGGCACGCUGGAGGAGAUCGAAGAGGAGGUCCGGCAGAAGAAAUCGUCUCGGAAGCGCAAGCGGGACAGCGAUGCCGGCUCCUCCACCCCGACCACUAGCACCCGCAGCCGUGACAAGGACGACGAGAGCAAGAAGCAGAAGAAGCGCGGGCGGCCACCCGCCGAGAAGCUCUCCCCAAACCCUCCCAACCUCACCAAGAAGAUGAAGAAGAUCGUGGACGCUGUGAUCAAGUAUAAGGACAGUAGUAGUGGACGUCAGCUCAGCGAGGUAUUCAUCCAGCUGCCCUCCCGCAAGGAGCUGCCCGAGUAUUACGAGCUCAUCCGCAAGCCUGUGGACUUCAAGAAGAUAAAGGAGCGCAUCCGCAACCACAAGUACCGCAGCCUCAAUGACCUGGAGAAGGAUGUCAUGCUGCUGUGCCAGAACGCUCAGACCUUCAACCUGGAGGGCUCCCUGAUCUAUGAAGACUCCAUCGUCCUGCAGUCAGUUUUCACCAGCGUGCGGCAGAAAAUAGAGAAAGAAGAUGACAGUGAGGGCGAGGAGAGCGAGGAAGAAGAGGAGGGCGAGGAGGAAGGCUCUGAGUCUGAGUCCCGCUCGGUCAAAGUGAAGAUCAAGCUGGGCCGGAAGGAGAAGGCACAGGAUCGGCUGAAGGGGGGCCGGCGGCGGCCAAGCCGCGGUUCGCGGGCCAAGCCGGUGGUCAGCGAUGAUGAUAGUGAAGAGGAGCAGGAGGAGGACCGCUCAGGAAGUGGCAGCGAGGAAGACUGAGUCCCAACAUUCCAGAGUCUCGACCCCGGGCCCCUGGUUCCAGAGCCGAGGCGGCGUAGCCCUUAGCAGUAACGGGUAGCAGCAGAUGUAGUUUCAGCCUGGGGGUAAAAACUGUAUAAACGAAAAGCUUCCAUAUUUAUACAGCAGAGAAGAUGUAGGACUGUUUGUGUCUGGCCCUGUCCUGGCGUCAGUAGCGUUUGUAACGGCAUUAACUGUUGAAAACAAGAAUUAGGACUCGGGGAACACGCGACACCCGGUUGUCUCCUUUCCCGGCAGUACCGUCGUGGCCGCAGUUGGGAGUCACUGUAGUUUCAGCCGUGGGUGCACGCGUGUAGCCGUCCACCCCUCGUACUGUAUUCUGCGGGACAGGUCAGACCCGCUGGGGCCGGGGGCCACAGGCCCGGUGGGGGUAUGUCAGUGUCACUGGAUGUCAAACAGUAAUAAAUUAAACAGACCACAA